UGCAGUGAUGUGAAGCUGAGCUGCAUAUCAGGCUGGAAAGAGUGGCUCCCUUUUUUCAUGUGAUUGGGUGGGACUCCUUGGAGAUUUUAUGUAACAAUGGCUUGAAAAUAUAUGUCACAGGCAGUGCAGUGCAGAGCGUUCAUUAGUCAGUGAGGCACACACUCAUACAGACACACACAGAGGCGUGCACACACUCACUCUGUAGCUCCUGCAGAGAUCUGCCUGCUUUGGCAAUGCUGAGUCUGACUGAGAACGAUGCAGUUCUGCAGAAAGGUGCUCUGCCAGCCGUGUAGUGCCAGAGUCACUUCACCGGAGGAGGACAUGGAAUACAAGAUGGGGAGCUGCAUUGGAAUCGCACACAGCCAGUGUCUUUCAGCCAGCUGAUGUGAGAGGCUGUUGGUCUGGGCAGUUGUGGCCCUGCAGCUGGCUGAGCCAUGGGGAACGAGAGCAGCACCACUGAGGCGUUGCCAGAAGAGGGCGCUCCAGAAAAUGUUGUUCUGUUUCCACCACAGGAAAAUCAAAAUGACUCCCUACAGACUGAAGCUCACGCUGAGAGUUUGACCCAGAGGGACGACAGAGCCCUGCUGACUGAAUCCUCCACCAGCCACCGCAGUCUGCUGUCUGAACCAGUGUUCCCAGACGUCCCAGUCAUCACCGGAGUGGAGGAGAGCAGAGGUGCAGCAUCUGACCAGGAGGACAAGGAGGAGCUCGAGUUUCCUCAUGACUUGCUGCCUAGUUUAGAUUUCAGUAGUGAGCUCAACAUCUGGGAGUCCUCACUGGGAACUCAGACUAGCUCAGGUGAGCAGAAAUGUGAGCAGGUGAACCCUCUGCUGGCUGGUCUGCAGAAUCACAUGGAAGUCAGUCGACCACUGGUGGUUCUAGACAAAAGGCCUCAUGGCUGUGACCCAGAUAUCACAGAUGUCCAUCCUGCACCUCAGCAAGCUGCCACACCUUACCCUGGCAGCAGACCCCUGACCCCUUCCACAUCCGUGUUCUUAGACCGAGAACUCCAAGAGGCCUUUCAGGAAUGUGAAGAGCAAAUGGCGUCACUGGGCAUACUCACUCCCUCAGAGUCCCCCAGCACGAUGCCUGAGACGGUUAAUGAUGCUGGGAAGGCGACUGGGGAAGUGAUGGUUAAUGAAUCCAGUGAGUCAUCGUCACCGCCUCCAAUCGUAGUCCAGCCAGGACAUAGCAACGGGGCCCAUGGAAACAGGAAUACAGAUGGAAACAGUGAGGCAGCAAACAGUCUGAAGGAUACAGUUGUGUUUAGUUUUAGGAAUUACAUACUGGGCAGUGAGAGUAAUACUGGGGCAGCAGAGACGGAGAGUGAAAUUACAGCAACUCAGAGCCUGGAUAAAUGUUUAGAGAUUAAGACAGUAAAAGGAACAGAUAUAGAUGAACAGAAGGAAACACCUCCGCAUCUACAAUUAGAAAAAGCAGCAGAUUCAGUUGAAGACCCUCCAAAACAUGCUGUGUUCAGUGAGCAGAGGGACGAUUUAAAAGAGGAACAUGUUGAUUCUAAUGCAGUUACUGAGGAAAAAAGCAUCGUAGACUGUGAAAGAAUGAAAGGCAUGAACGUAAUGACAGAGACUGCAAACAUAACGAAAGAAAAUUAUAAUGAUGAGCCCAAUAUUGUUUAUGUAGUUGAAACAAAGACUGAUAAUUCGGCUAAAGAAGCAUCAGAGUCUAGCACUCAUUUAAGGGAUGAAGCUACAUUAUCAGAGUUGCAGCCAGAAGCACAGACAGGAACAGACAAGUGCAUUGAGGAGUCAAAAACAGAAAAACAGACGAGUUCAGCAAGUGGUAAACAGGCUGGGCAGAACAAAGAAGCAAAGAAAAGGAAAAACAGGAAAAAGAAAAAGAUGGAGAAGAGCACAGGGUUUGAACAGAAAGCAAAGACAGUAGUACAGUCUGAAAAUGAAGCACAGGAUGCUGUCAAUUGCACAGAUUCUCCUGAAAAUGUAAUAUCAGUAUCAGAGGCAGAUGUUCAGACUGUAAUUUGUGGGGAACAGACUGAUAAUAGGUUUGAUUACAAGCAGCAGCUGAGUCCUGAGGGAGAACUAUUAUCCAGCCCCCCACUAUCAUCCUCUCAUAGCCGGGAGGAUCAUCUUACUGCAUCAGCCUGUUCACCUGCUUCCACUGAGGCUCUUUCGCCGAGGCCCUAUCAGUCAGAUAACCACGACCAUAUGGAUAUCCGAAGUAGCAUGAAUCACAGCUCCAAUGACAACCCACAGAGGGAGCAACAAGUAACCGGAGGUGAAACCAGUAACCAAAAUACACCCAUGACACAUGUCCAAACUGCAGCUAUCAACCCAGCUGCCUCUAGUUAUAAGAGAUCAGAUGUACAAACACAGGCGGCUACAGUUACAGAAGCAAAAAUACUCACACAGGAGAAUCAAAACCCACUCUCCAACAGCCAAACGUGUGUGGGAGAGAGUUGCGUGGAGAGUGCCCUUGAAGUGGUGGUAACUGCGUUGCCACUGACAACACCCACAUUGCCAGAAGUGAUAGAAAGCAAGGGAGAGGGAGAAAGCGUGAGGAGUGAUUUACUGGGGAGAGUAGCUACUGUAGCAGUUGCAGAGAGUGAGGAAGGAGAAGGAGAAACAGCACUGAGAGGAACAGAAGAGUGCCUCGGCUCUGCAGACGGAGAGAGAGACAAUCUCGUGAACAGCUCUCCUCAGCUCUCACUAAUCUGUUCACAGGGAAAAUGCUCACUUGCAUUCUCAGCCAAAGAGGGACAGGCUGCAUCUGAUGAAAGCUGCAGCAGCAAAAUGCCACACAACUCGGCCGACACUGAAAUUAAGGGACAGAGGGAGACGACCAUUCGUAGUUCAGACACAGAGAUCUCGCCAGCUGAAGAGGGAGGCGCAGAAAAGGAGGUACCCCAGUUAGAAGCCUUCAUCAAUACCUCUCCCGUUGGGCUGCUCACUGGUUCUGACUGUCAGGAUCACAGUGCUGCGGGAUCGGCGAGAGUAGGAGAGAGAGGAGGAGGAGGCGAGGAGGUGGGAGAGAAAGGAGGGUUGGCUGGAGAGCACAGUUCAUUCAGCCAGCCAGAAGGCUCUGCUAGUGGGGUGUCAUCAGCCGAGACUGAAACGUGUCCGCCCACCGAUGUUGCCGAGUCACAGCUGAAGUCACAGAGCUGGAGUGAGCCGAUUGCUACCAUCACUGAGAGCAUCUGCACUGAACAGGAGCGUCUCUUUCACCCCUGCCAGGAGCAGCGUGGCGCAGCAAUUUCACCUCUCCCCUCUCACGUUGAACAGAGCUCCAGCAAUACUAAUGGAGGGGUAAGGUCUGAUCUCAAACAGAAUUUGAUUUUGGAAGAAGCACUGUCUUUGGGACUCACUUGUGAGGAGUCAUCCACCACAGAGACAAACUCCGGCCAAGUCUUCCUGUCUUUAGUCUCACCUCAGCCUUUGACUACUUCGCAGCAAAUCCCAGACAAGCAACAAGCAAGCAGCCAUCAACAGGUCCGGCCUAGUAGCACAACAGAAGUGACAGCAGCCCAAAGUGCAGCCACCUUCCAAGUCCAAGCCUGUACCCAGAGCAACAGUGGUAGCCCUGCUAUGUCUGGAGAGGGUGUGUAUUUAUGUGGCAGCAGUGGAGGUAACAACAGAGUUCACUUUGCCGACAAUGUGGAUCUCAUCAGCAUGUCAGUGUCGACUUUGGACUGCGCCUCUUUGCCUCCCCUGACUGUUCACGAGAGUUUGCACCAUCCUGUUGUUGAGGUCAGUUACACCUUCCCAGACUUUCUCUGCUCGAAGAAGCCAGAAAUCCCCACAAUACCAGCUCCUAUUAAGGAUGAAGCAGCAAUACAGAGGUCAGCUGACUUUCCAAAGCCACAGAAGCAUGUCCGGUUCGAGAAAGGAGAUGUGGAGACUAACGAUACCAAGGAGAACAUUACCGUAGCUCACUCAGGUAAUGACAACAUGGAGACAGACUCUGUAGAUUUACAGUCGAUAACUGAGACUUCCUUAAAACAGCUUGUAAUUCCUACUGAGAAGAAUCAGACUGCAGAUGAAGCAGGAAAAGCUGUUUCUGAAUCUGAUCAUCUAACAGUGGAGCAGGUGACAGUAAAGGUGACAAAGCAAGAAGAGGUGGAAGAAAAGAAAGGUGCAGUAUAUUUGUCAAAGGAAGGGGAGAUUAAGAAGUUACAAACUGAAUCUAAAGCCUCUAUUAAGACUGACCAGCCUUUAGCAAGUGAUGUUACUGUCUCUGAAGAAAAAGAAGUUAACGAGCAUCCUGUCUCCUCAAGUUUUGUGCUUCCAGCGGACGAUGUUACCUGCGAGCCAUUAGGUGAUGUCUCCACUGAACCCCCUGUCGAGCAGCUUCAUGCUGAUCUAAACUGUAGUUCAAAAUCUGACAAUGUGACCUUGACCUGUGCAGCCUCUCUUCAGAUGAACGCAAGUGAUCCCAGUUAUCAGACUCCCACCCAGUUAGUUGAAACACUUCCCAGUGGACUUGCUAGCACAGAUCUCAUAAAGGCUAGUGAUCGUCCUAAUUCCACAACUGACUCUGCUGAUCUGACAAAGGAUGAAUCAGUGACUUCAGAAGUGACAGCCUCUUACCAGUCGGGUCCUGUUGUUGGACAACGUGCCAGUAAUACUGCUUUUGUGCUGCAGCCUCCUGGCCCAAUGUUGAGUCACUUGGAGUUCAUUACUGACUGUGAUAUAUUUCUUCCUGAGCAGACAGAUGGUGAUGAUGACAGCAUCGACAUCUCCAGAGGGGUGGAUGGGAAUAAGAGCAGGCAAAUGACCCAAACGUCUUCAGCACAGGAUCCGGAGUACAGUGAUGUCAGUGUUAAUGCAGAUGAAAUUGAUUCAACUCUGGUGGAUAGAAACAAUGCUACAGAGUCUGCUGCUGAACUUGAGAAUCUUGGUACCAAUGAUGUAAAUAUUCAGUUUUCACAAGAGGAAAACCUGCCUCGUCCCACCGAACUUCCUAUUGCAGUUGGUGCACUGGCAAAGGGUGAAUCUGAUAAUAUAAUUUCUCUCACUCACACAGAGCCAGAAUCAAUUGAACCUGUUAUUUGUGCAGCAUCCAUUAGGGAUGACCUCAUAAAUGUCAGCUGCUCACUCGGCCCUGAUCUGCCUACCGAUGAGACUUAUGAUGAAAUUAAACAAGAUAAGAUGAAAGAAAUACAAAAAAUGCGAGAUCAGACCUCCGCUUUGUUUGAAGAGAAAAAGAAACAUGUUGAAGAAGCAACAGUGGACAAUCAAAAGGAAGCAGCGGACACCAGUGAGCUGCAGACAGGAAAGACAGGCACAACACCAACACAGAGUAAUGGACCAGAUAAAGAGGCUGUAGAGGAAAUUGGAACCCUGCAGCCACCACAUAAGCAUAAAGUACAAAAGACUGAGUCACCAUUAGGGGAUAUAAAGAAGGAAGAAGAAAGGAGGAGGGGUUUUGCAUCCAAAAGCAAGCCAGAAAGUUGUUCCUUAUCUCCCAGCAGAUCUUUAGGGUCAUCUGAGGACAUGCUACAUGCUGAGGUAGAAUCUAGUAGCGAACCUCAGACUGUUUAUGACCAGACUUUGUGCCAAACUCUAACAGCAACACUGGAAUGCAGCUCUUACGCCGACACUGCACCAGAUUUGUGUGCAGCUCUUGGCCAAUUACAAUCCGCACCAGAUCCAAACUGUUUUGCGCAGCAACAAGAGCAACAGCAACAGUGUCUGGGAUCCAGACAUCCCACAGAGGAACUGUCAGAUGUCUGUCCACAGGGGCGAGAAAUGAACCAACAUACAGGAGUAAAAGGUGCAGCAGAGGAAGGAGGCGACUCUGUUGGGAAUUUGCGUCAAUCAGGAAGCAAGGAUAAGUUGACAGGUGAUAAUGGCAGUGGCAAUGACGGCGUGAUAUUUCAAGGGAAAGACGAGGGACUGCAAGCUUCAGUAGUUGAUGGGGUACAUGUGCCGUCUCACCUUGCCAGUGAUUUAAAUGAGAGUGGAAGGAGUGCUGAGAGAAAUGCCUCAGCUGACACAGGAACAGCAAUAGAUUGCCCUCAUGUAGGUGAGACAAGACAGGGGAUAGAUGGGAAUAAAAGCCCCGGUUUAGGGGUAGGUGGGUCAGAUACAGAUUUAAUGCCAAACACUGAAUUUAUGAGUGAUCUGGAAGGAAAAGGUCAGCAAAAAAGCAAUCUAUCAGCUGCCUGUCAAGACCAAUAUAGAAAACCUGAGAUGUCAAAGAACUCUGCUGUAUCUGUUGAGCCGGCUUCACAGGAACAUGAGAUUUCACCUGUCCCCAUUUCUGUUUCAUCAAAGGUCAGCACAGAUAGCUAUGACAUUCAAACAGACAUUAUUGCAAGCUCAAACCAGACUGAAGGAAUUCCUACAAAGUUAUUCAGCACUCAGCCGGAUCCUGCUGGGCAACUGGAAACUGUGGAAAAGGAUUUCAGUGCUGCAACGACUGUGAAAAGCAACAGCAGUGAAACCGGGGAGUGUGAAAUUCAGGAUACAGUGUGCAAGCCUCUAGAGCGACAAGGCUCCAAUAAAACUUCAGCCACACAAAGCAGCUCAAUAGUACAAACACCCAUAAAAGGCCCCGAUGUAGAGGAGAUCACAAAAGAAGAUAAAGCUGCUUUGGAUGAAGAGAAAGUUAGCAGCCAGGACAAAGAACAAAGUGAGAUAAAAGUAGUAGACAAUGAAGCAAUAGAAAAGCAGGGGGUUGUAAACUUAACUGGGAGUGCUAAAGACAGUGGGUCAGAAUCAAUGAAAGUGUCAGGCUACUUUCAAAGUGAGGUGUCACACAGCAGCACAGAGAUUGUUCACUCAGAGGGGAGUGUUGGAUUUUCUAAGGCAGCAGAAAAUGACAGUAAUAUAAAAGAGAAAAUGACUGCUGAUAUCAUCAUAGCUCCAUCUGCUGUUUUGUCAAAGUGCCUGGAAGAUUUAGCAUCUGCCCCCCUUGUAGCCCCUACCCAGUCAGAAAAACCCAAUGAUCAAGUGUCAAAGCCCCAGGAUGAUAUUAUGGUAAACCCCACUGUUGCUGCUUCUCAGUAUGAAGAAAAGUCACUUGAAAAACAUCCUGCCUGCACUUCUCCUGUUGAACAAGUGUCAGAGAGUCCUGCUUCUGGACUAACAGCCCAGGAACCAGAGACAAACUGGAUAAAAGCACUAAAAGAAGCUGCGUCCCACUCUCAGAGCAAGCAAGUGAACACAGUGGAUGCCUCAAGACCCCUCCCAUCUCUGGAGUCUCCUCAACUCGAGUUUCUUACUCCGACUGAGGAGGUAGCUGCUCCUCUGAGACAAGAGGAGAUCCCACCACCGGAGCAAGCAGCAGAGAAGACAACAGAGAUUCAGUCUCUCCUGAAGAAGCCAACUGACCUUCCUGGACCUCUAAAAAAGACAACAGAUCCUCCAGAGCCAACACAACAGUCAGCAGAACUUUACAAACCAACACAGAGCACAAAAGUAGAGUUCACAGAAGAACCCAAAAACGGGGAGCUCCCAGAACCAACCAAGAAAGAAGAGGAGCCUCCAUAUGAGUUUCCAGAAGAAAAGCAGCCAGUAACUUCUCUGGAGGAAGCAGCUGAGAUCUUCAGACCAACAAAAAUACCAGAACAGAUCCCAGAACCAGUGAAAAAUGAGGUAGAAUUCCUGGAGCCGGCAAAGGAUGAGGAACCAGAACCAACAACAGAGACCAUUCAGCCAGAGAAGGAGUUGAUCAGUGAGCUGACAGAGGAACAAGUGGAAAAGCCAGUAGAGAUCCCACCUGUGGAGCCAUUUACAGUCCCAGCUGAGAAAACCACAGUGACAGAAACAAUCCAGGAGCCUGCUGAGGAGCUACAAGACAGCGGGCCCUCCCUCGCUGAGCAGGCAGAGAGAGGUCACCCUGCCCGACCCGCCUCUCCCCCAUCUCCUACCUUUGACCACCACCUCCUGCCCGCCUCGCCUCCUCACCUCCAAGAUACUUCAGAGAUCCCUACUCUUUCUCCCACACCCCCGGAGAGAGACACCCCUGAAGCUUUUCCGACUCCACCUGCGUCCCCUUGCCUUCCUCCUCCAGCUCCUGCAUCCCCUCCUGCACCUCCUACUCACCCCUGUGAGGACCUUCAGCCUGCUCCUGCACCCUGCCCUGUCCCUAUAAGGAGCUCAGACUCUGAUGGAGCUUUUGAAACCCCAGAAUCUACAACUCCAGUAAAGGCUGCUUCUCCCACUGAGCCUCAGAAAGAACAACUAACAUCUGAUGACAAAGUCACAGACAUCUCAGUCAAUAAUCCUGCCUCUGACUUGCCUACUGCUGAUCCACCAUCUCGCUCUCCAUCCAUUGCUUUUGAUGAGAACAAGCCCAUUGCUGCAAGUGGUACCUAUAACAUCGACUAUUUUGCUACAGAGCCAGCAAGUCACACUCUGACCCGCUCCCUCAGCCUCCAAGGAGGUGAACUAGAUACUUCUAGUCUGUUGGAUGGAUCAGUGUCGGGAGGUUUCCGUCCACAUUCUGAAUCCUUCAGCGUCGGCACUGAGAGUGCCCCGGGAACACUCCAUAGGCCCAAGAAAGUCCGUCCUGGGUCUGUAAAGAAGAAACCUCUCCUCAGACAGAACUCCAACCCAGAGAGCCCAAGGCCUGCCUCAUCCAGCAGCACCCCAGAAAUCAAGAAGCGGGCAAAGCCUCGUACUGCCAGCCCUCUCCAAGCCCAAGAGGAAACCGAAGGUGGCUCUGCCACACCGAGCCCUGGAGGAACUCUCCGAAGAACCAGAAAGAACCGUGUGGUGACUCCUCCACCUCUGCCAGAGGAAACCAGUAGCAUCAGUCAAGCCAGCCAAGAGAAGAGUCUUGUCGUCCCUGCCUUACCUUUGUGCCAGGAGGAGAUCCCUCCCCCUGGUAAUCUAACGGGCAACGACGAAUCCCCCAUUCCUCCUAGUGCCUCCUACAAAUGGGACCCAGAAAAUUUUGACAACAUUAACCCUUUUAAGACUGGAGGUAGUAAGAUUGCCAACUCCCCUGUCCUGGGUCGCAAAGAUCCGGUCUGUGUCCCCAUUUCCACCCCUUCAGAGAGUCCUCCUCUCCCUGCUGUGGAAGCACAUUGCUCCAGUCCCCCGGCUGCACGUAAAGAGCCAAUCACCAACCCAGAGGAACAACCUAUUCUACCCAAACGUCAGCCAGUAAGACUGGAGUUUGAUUACUCGGAGGAGAGCUGUGAGGCACCACAUCAAGCCUCUCCUCCACUUAAGAAAGUGGGUAAGAAGCCAGGUGCCAAGAUGCCUCUGAGGAAACCAAAGCUGGGCCUGAAAAAGGCACCUCCAGCACAGACAGAGCAGCUGGACAACAACCCUCCGGCAACCCACAACGGCAAUGAGGAUGAAAUCCCUAUACCUAAAGUAUCUUACAACUUUGAACCUGACAAGUGGGAGGAUCCAAACUUCAAUCCGUUUACUUCAAAGAAAGGUAUCGCCAACUCCCCCAAACUAUCCAGGCCAUCUUAUGACUUUGACCCAAACAACUUUGAUGACUCCAUAGACCCUUUCAAAUCCUCCAACAAGAUGGCCAACUCCCCUCCCAAGGCAUCAGCCUCCUUUGAGGUCUCAUCCAAUGACUAUAAUGAUAAUGAAAAUGACAGUGACAACAUUGGCGAACUGGAGGAUCAAAACCAGAACAAACCUUCCAAGAAGAAGAAAACUCCCAUCAAAUCGAAGUCCAGGGGUGUGUCCUCUCUAUGUUGUCUGUUUAAUACUUUCAGAGUGAAGAGGUCACCAAAGAAAUCACCAAUGUCUGACCCAUCACAGGAUCCGACGCCUGCAGAGGAACCUUCCUCCCAUCAUACACAGGAUGACCAUGCCACGGACGAGGAGAAGCUGGCCUCCUCCACCAGUCACAAGUGGGCCGCCCUGCACGAUAUGGAUGCGGAUUUAAACUCUGACCAGCAAGAAUUUCCUCAGCCAUGUGACCUUACAUCCUUUGUUAAUGAGAACAGUCUUCCUCAGGAGACUCCAGUGCAAGACUAUGAAAUUGAGUACAUGGAGAAGAUUGGCUCCUCUUCCCCACCACUGUCUGUGAAGAAGCCAUCUUUGUACUUGAAGUUAGACUCAGUAUCUGACAACUUAACCAAAAAUUCAUGCGCACAUGGAUCUGAGCCCAGCUCCCCCUGCACAGGGAGUUUUGAGGAGAUGGAGGCCCAGAUAACAGCCGGUAUGAAGACGCCGGUGUUGAGUCCACGGCCUGGUCCAGAGGGCUCCGCUGGGGACAAAGGCAGGAAGAGAGAAAGCGAAGCCCUCAGCCGAACGCAGAGCACAGAGAGGGAUGAGCAGCCCCAUAGCCAGGGCCCGGUGGAGGCCCCUGCUCCAGCCCUGGCCAUGCCCCUGUUAGACAGGCUGUCUGAGUGUGACGACCCCCUGCAGUACCUGGAGCCCGACCUGGCUGAGACCAACCCCACUGCAUUCGCCCAAAAACUCCAGGAGGAGCUGGUGCUCGCUGCCCUGAGGAUAGAGGCUCUGCAGGUAGCCAAAAACAUCUCUCAGUGCCCCUCCCUCUCCACUGUAACCCCCCAGUCUCGACUCAAGAAACCCAGCACUCGGCGUUGGAAUAUCAACGGUUCACCCUUAUUCAAACACAGAGAUACGGCAUCUUCAGUAGAGAGCGCUGUGUCCAAGAAUUCACUGUACGCCAGGAACACCACCAACACCAACUACAUCGAAGGGGAGAGUCCCCACCUACCCAGAGAACUGGACCACUCUUUGGGAAUUGCGCGAGAGGAGAUUGUGUCAAAGGAGAAAGAGGUGCUGGAGUGGCAGAAGAAGUAUGAAGACAGUCGACAGGAAGUGGUGGAGAUGAGGAGAAUUGUUGCUGAGUAUGAGAAGACGAUUGCCCAGAUGAUAGAGGAUGACCAGAAAGAGAAAUCUCUCUCCCACCACACCAUCCAGCAGCUGAUCAUGGAGAAGGACCAGGCCCUGGCUGACCUCAACUCCGUGGAGAAGUCUCUGGCCGACCUCUUCCGUCGUUAUGAGAAGAUGAAAGACGUGCUGGAGGGCUUCCGCAAGAACGAAGACGUAUUGAAGAAGUGCGCUCAGGAGUAUCUGUCCAGGGUGCGCAAGGAGGAGCAGCGAUAUCAAGCCCUGAAGAUUCAUGCAGAGGAGAAAUUAGACAAGGCCAAUUCAGAGAUAGCUCAGGUGCGGGCCAAGGCCAAGCAGGAGCAAGCUGCCUACCAGGCCAGUCUGAGGAAGGAGCAGAUGAAGGUGGACUCUCUGGAGCGCACUUUGGAGCAAAAGAACAAAGAGAUCGAGGAGCUGACAAAGAUCUGUGAUGAGUUGAUCGCCAAGAUGGGGAAGAGUUAGCAGCCACACCACAUCCUUGCCAAAUCUCACAGAUAAAAAGAGUGCUUCUUCAAAUGAAUCACUCCUCCAAGAACUGAUUGACAUCUAAGGCCAAAGUGGUCUUGGGCUUUUAUUUCCUACUGACUUUGUGUAUACAGGAUCCACAGGAAUGGCUUCCUCUUAAAUUAAUCUGUACAUUUUUGAUGUGUCAGUGUAUCGUGCUGUAUCGGGGGUCUGGUUUAAAGUUUUAGAAAAUUUAUCAUAUCAUUAAUGAGUGUGUGUGCACGUGUGUGCGUGAGAAUGCGUGUAUGAUAACGAGAAAGUGCAAGCAUUGUUCGUGGGUUAAAUUAUCUAUUAUGAUGUUGCCAUGACAGCCACUGAGGGAGAAGACUGUUUACCCACUCCUGUUAUUGUCUCCUGUUAAUACCAGAGAAAGAUAGACCAGAUGCUUAGAUUUAUUCAUAAAAUGUCGAUACACCAAGAGAACACAAACUAUCACAAUAGCUUCUUGCAUGUGAGAGAGAAAGAAAAACUUUUAAUGUUAACGUUUGUAUAUACUGUAGGAUAUUCCAAAUAUGAAAAAAACUCAUCUGCAUUUUUGAUAGUUAUUCUGUCACCCUCCACCCGCUUCCCUCACGUAACCUUGUAGAUAUUUGUCAUACUUGUCAUAGCUUUUUUCGAUGAAAUCGUGGAACUUUAUUUUUUGGAUUUUAUUUUGAUAUAAAGCAAACUAAUCGUGACUGUAUUCAGUUGUGACCAGGAGUAAUUUAAUUUUGGAUGGAUAUGUCCUAGUCCUGCAAUGGUCGUUUGUCACACUGAGGGAUAACUUCUCUGCACAGCUACUGUACAGCAUCUGCUUACAAAGUGCAAUAAAAGAUGGCAAUACA
Messenger RNA from Amphiprion ocellaris (clown anemonefish), 12124 nucleotides. RefSeq names its product transforming, acidic coiled-coil containing protein 2 (gene tacc2). Lineage: Eukaryota; Metazoa; Chordata; Actinopteri; Pomacentridae. Gene Ontology annotation, cellular component: cytoplasm. Gene Ontology annotation, biological process: mitotic spindle organization; cerebral cortex development; cell population proliferation. The coding region runs from base 435 to 11258 and encodes 3607 amino acids. The transcript is spliced from 26 exons. The record is from RefSeq and is a predicted model, not a curated record.